Solanum tuberosum (potato) is the source of this 767-nucleotide messenger RNA. It is a transcript of the gene STH-21, whose product is annotated as pSTH-21 protein. Gene Ontology annotation, biological process: abscisic acid-activated signaling pathway; defense response. Gene Ontology annotation, molecular function: protein phosphatase inhibitor activity; abscisic acid binding; signaling receptor activity. NCBI's taxonomy places the organism in Eukaryota, Viridiplantae, Streptophyta, Magnoliopsida, Solanales, Solanaceae. Gene Ontology annotation, cellular component: nucleus; cytoplasm. The record is from RefSeq and is marked provisional.
CUUUUUUUGUGUCUUCAAUAUCUCUAAUAACAUCAUGGGUGUCACUAGCUAUACACAUGAGACCACAACACCAGUUGCCCCUUCUAGGUUGUUCAAAGCUUUGGUUGUUGAUUCUGACAAUCUUAUUCCUAAGUUGAUGCCACAAGUUAAGAACAUUGAGGCUGAGGGAGAUGGAAGCAUCAAGAAGAUGAACUUUGUUGAAGGUUCACCAAUCAAGUACUUGAAGCACAAGAUUCAUGUUGUUGAUGACAAGAAUUUGGUGACCAAAUAUUCAAUGAUUGAAGGAGAUGUUAUUGGAGACAAACUUGAGUCCAUUUCCUAUGAUCUCAAAUUUGAAGCUCAUGGAAAUGGAGGAUGUGUUUGCAAGUCUAUAAUUGAGUAUCACACAAAAGGUGAUUAUGUGUUGAAGGAUGAAGAACACAAUGAAGGCAAAAAACCAGGCAUGGAACUUUUCAAGAUUGUUGAAGCAUACCUCCUCGCCAAUCCUUCUGUCUACGCUUAAGUGAUGAAAAAAGAAUCAGGUCUACACGUGAAAUAUAACGCGUUGUGACAUUAUAUAAUAAUUAAGAAAAUAAAGUAGGCUCUAAUUAAAAAGUUUAAUCUUUUAAAUGAGAUAUCAUUCUGUAGGUUUGAGUUUUCAUUGUUUUAGUGUUUUUUGUUGAGUGUGUGUUCUUUUUCCAAGUUUAUCAUGGGAAGAACUCUUAAUAAUGUAGCAACCUUUAAUUUUGCUUAUCAAAUACUUAUAUAAAAAAUAUGUUUUACUUUUC